GGGGUGUGGCCAGCUCUCGCCCCUACUUCCAAGCUCGGUCCAGUAUCGCGAGACCUUCUCUGUCCGGAACUUCCGGUUCCGAUGGGCCUGGCGGUCUCGGGCCCGCGAUGCGGGGUGGACUUCUGUGGGGGGCUGUCCGUCGUCUGUGGGCUGGGCGGGCUGUUGGCGCAGCCCGCCGGCCCCUGAGCUGCAGUAGCCCGCCCCUGGAGGAGCUGUUGGCCCGCGGCGGGCCCUUACGGACCUUCCUCGAGCGCCAGGCAGGGUCAGAAGCCCAGUUACGAUUUCGGGGGCCAGAGCUGGUAGCGGCCACCAAACUCCUGAGCGAGAAGGAGCGGGAGCUGCGGGAGACCGAGCCCUUGCUGCACGGAAAGUAUGAAGAGACUAAAAUGAUGUGUAACCCUGCCCUAAGGGUAAUCGUCUUAUAUUCUUUCUAUCCCAGUCCCCAGCAAGAUGAGAAUGAAGAUUUAAGGAAGCUUGCAGAGACUGAAAUAACUUUGUGUCAAAAAGAAAUAGCCCAGUUGAAGCAUCAGAUUGUCUUACUUUUGGUUCCCUCAGAAGAAACUGAUGAAAAUGAUUUGAUUCUGGAGGUAACUGCAGGAGUUGGGGGUCAGGAGGCAAUGUUAUUUACUUCAGAGAUGUUUGAUAUGUAUCAGCAGUAUGCUGCAUAUAAAAGAUGGCAUUUUGAAACCCUGGAAUACUUUCCAAGUGAAAUAGGUGGCCUUAGACAUGCAUCUGCCAGCAUUAGCGGUUCAGAAGCCUAUAAACACAUGAAAUUUGAAGGGGGAGUGCAUAGAGUACAGAGAGUACCAAAGACAGAGAAGCAAGGCCGCAUCCAUACGAGCACCAUGACAGUGGCAAUAUUACCCCAGCCCACUGAGAUUAAUCUGGUGAUUGAUCCUAAAGAUUUGAGAAUAGAUACUAAGCGAGCCAGUGGAGCUGGGGGUCAGCAUGUAAAUACCACGGACAGUGCUGUCCGGAUUGUUCAUCUUCCAACAGGUGUUGUUUCUGAAUGUCAACAAGAAAGGUCUCAACUGAAAAAUAGAGAGAUGGCUAUGAAAAAGUUACGGGCAAAGCUGUACAAUAUGCGUCUAGAGGAAGAAAUAAGCAGAAGAUACAGUGCGAGGAAGAUUCAGGUUGGAACUAAAGGAAGAUCAGAGAAAAUAAGAACAUAUAAUUUUCCACAGAACCGAGUUACAGAUCACAGAAUAAACAAAUCACUGCACAGUCUUGAGACUUUUAUGCAAGGAGAUUAUCUACUGGAUGAACUUAUACAGUCACUGAAGGACUAUGCAGAUUAUGAAUCUUUACUUGAAAUUAUUUCCAAAAAAGUUUAGGUUGAUUUGUUAUUAAAGUAUUUUAUGAGCUUAGGAAAAUUCUAUAGCACAUCAAUUGUGCUUACUCACCAGUAUUCUAAAAAAAAAAAAGUUUUUACAAUGGGAAGUAAUAUGCAUAUUUCUUAAUGCAUAAUUGAUGUAGACCUCCCUCAAUGUAUUAAUAAACAUACAUAAUCAUGA
Molecule: messenger RNA, 1514 nt
Organism: Sciurus carolinensis (gray squirrel)
Lineage: Eukaryota; Metazoa; Chordata; Mammalia; Rodentia; Sciuridae
Gene: Mtrf1l
Product: mitochondrial translation release factor 1 like
Exons: 8
Coding region: 108-1334 (408 amino acids)
Biological process (GO): translational termination
Molecular function (GO): translation release factor activity
Source: RefSeq, a predicted model, not a curated record